Messenger RNA from Peronospora belbahrii, 297 nucleotides. Lineage: Eukaryota; Oomycota; Peronosporomycetes; Peronosporales; Peronosporaceae. The record is from the annotation of a GenBank genome assembly.
AUGUCCGCGGUUGGCCUGUCACAGGCACAACAGGAAGGGUUGCAGAAGCUGCUCCCUAUCCUUGGCCCUAAGGGCGUGGACAUUGCCCAGGGCGAAGACGAGGGUAACAAGCGUAUUCAUAUGCUUGAUGAAUAUAAUAAAGCUCUAGUCGAGCAUGUAAGGGCACAGAUGCCUUCUUCUGCGCCUUCGCCUAUGACGACUAUGGCGCAAGAAGUGGUUGAGUCGGCUAUGUUCAUAGCCGACAUCACCUAUGAACCGUACCGUGUGGGCUUUGCCACGGGCAAGUUAGGUGCUUAG